Molecule: messenger RNA, 1491 nt
Organism: Cheilinus undulatus (humphead wrasse)
Lineage: Eukaryota; Metazoa; Chordata; Actinopteri; Labriformes; Labridae
Gene: lmod2a
Product: leiomodin 2 (cardiac) a
Exons: 3
Coding region: 1-1491 (496 amino acids)
Biological process (GO): myofibril assembly; pointed-end actin filament capping; muscle contraction
Cellular component (GO): striated muscle thin filament; myofibril
Molecular function (GO): tropomyosin binding; actin binding
Source: RefSeq, a predicted model, not a curated record
AUGAGUACCUCAGGGUACCGCAGAGAGAUGAAGAGAAACGAGGAGGUGGACGAAGACGAGCUGUUGGCCUCUCUGUCUCAUGAGGAGCUGCAGGAGCUGGAGAGAGAGCUGGCUGUGCUCGAUGACAACAUCCCAAUCGGCCUAAGGCAGAAAGACCAGACCACCAAAACACCAACAGGGACCUUUGACCGAGACGCUCUGCUGAAAUACUGGGAGGAAGAAAACAAGACUCUGCUAAAGGACGACAGCAUCGAGUCUGCAGGGCAGGAGGGACGUCCAGAUAAGAUCAUCGAGGAACGGGUGAAAGUUUCCACUAGCAUCAAGAGUAAGACUCUUGACAGUGACAGGAAGAAGAUUUCCAAGGGGAAGAAGACGCAGGAUGUCUUUAGCACCAAUGAUGCAAAGGAAGACGAAAAGAAAGAUGAGUGUAAAAAAGAAGCUCCAAUCAGGAGUAAAUGUCCCCCGAGGAAUAGUCUGUCAAAAGCCUCUCAGAACGAAUCGAAGAGGACUGAAACCACAAACCAAAGCCCGAACUCAGAUUCUGACAGACUGAGCGGGAACCCGACAAUCAUUGACAAAACUCUGGAGCAGAUCCUGUGUGAUGAUCCCACAGUGAAGGAAGUCAACCUCAACAACAUCGAAGACAUCUCCCAGGAAACCUUGCUUCGUUUUGCAGAAGCCCUCUGCACAAACACAAACGUCCUCGUCUUCAGCCUCGCCAACACCCAUGCAGACGACCGGGUUGCCUUUGCGAUCUCCAAGAUGCUCAGAGAGAACGGAUGCAUCAAAAACCUGAACAUUGAGUCCAACUUUGUGACUGGUCAGGGCAUCCUGGCUCUGCUGGCGGCGCUACAGAACAACAGGACACUGGUGGAGCUUCGCUUCCACAACCAAAGGCACAUCUGUGGCGGGAAGGUGGAGAUGGAGAUGGUGCAGCUGCUGAGAGAAAACACCACUCUGCUCAAGCUUGGGUACCAGUUUGAUCUUCCUGGCCCAAGGAUGACGGCAACAAGUAUCCUGACACGCAACCAGGACCAACAGCGACAGAAGAGGCUGCAACAGAAGAAGGACCAGAGUCCUCCAGAGGUGACAGGACAAGGACCGGGAUCAUCAGCAGAAAACAAAACCCCAAAGAAGCCUUUACAGUUUUCUAAUAAGGUUGAAAAUCAGAACAAAAAUCCUCCAUCCACAGACCCUCCCACAAGAAAGAUUGCUGAAAUGGUCAAACAACAUGAAGUCUCCAACAUCGCAAAGAGUCAGUCAAACUUAAAGAAAACAAAGUCAAAGAGGCUCAAGAAUGGCGCAAAUGAAAAGGAGAGUGCUGAUAUUCUCAAAGACCUGAAGAACUCAUUGAAGCCAUCGAUCCAGAAGAGACGAGAUGAGCCAUCACGCCUGCCACCACCACAGAGAUCAAGCCGGGACGACCUGAUGGCAGCAAUCCGUGGGAGCAGCAUCAUGUCCUUAAAAAGGGUGGAUCCAACCCUGGCCUGA